GACCACCAUCUGGACAAAAGUUUCUCAAGUGUAUCUUACGUGAAUGACUGACUGAUGGACUGAUUGGGCAUAACUAACAAAUAUCCAUUUCCUUUCCCCCUGUCUCCACUUACCCUUUGGCUUUGGUGGACUUAUCUUUCAAUUGACUCGUUCGGAUUUGCAAACACCAAUUCAUCCCGCCCACUUGCCGACCCACUGGCCAUAUCUUUCCAGAAAUCUCGGCCUGCUUUUAUAUACUACAACAUUUCUGCCCCGUGGCGGUUUUUCUUCUCCCCCACCUCCCCCCCAAACACACGCAUCCUCUCUCCCUCCCCGUCUCCCUGUGGCGGAGUUCCUCUCUAUUUCCCAUUCUUCACUUCAUCCUUCUCGAGAGAAGGCGAGACAUUGCACUGACAGGUACAACGACCGUCUUCUUUUAUUUUACACUUUUCUUUCACACAAUUAAAGUUCUCAUCUUCUCUGCCCGUCUCUCCAUCUAUCACCCACCACUCGCCAUUUUCCGAUUCUCGGCGGUGGUGAGACCUCGAACAAAUUCUAGGCACCGUGUACCUUGAAAAGAAGUCAUAUAUAGCCGCAAUCAAUCCUUGUAUAUCAACAUGUCGGACGUCAAGGCGCCUUUCACACCCAACUAUGCGUCGUACAACUGGACCGGAGCUCCAUCUAACUAUGACUCGCUGGCGACUAAUGAACUGGGUGGCAACUCCAGGGUGGAAAAUGUGAACAAGUGGUUUCAAUCCGGUGAUCAAGCGUACAUUAUCGUGGCCUCCGCCAUGGUCAUGGUCAUGAUUCCCGGCCUCGGCUUUCUUUACUCUGGUCUCGCGCGUCGUAAAUCGGCACUGAGCAUGAUUUGGGCCUGCAUGGCUUCUUUUUCGGUUGUCACAUUUCAAUGGUACUUUUGGGGAUAUUCACUUGCGUUCUCGCCCACGGCCACCAACGGAUACAUCGGUAACCUGCGCAACUUCGGCUUGAUGAAGACAUUGGCCGACCCAAGUCCUGGCUCUCCUCUAGUGCCUAAUCUUCUCUAUGCGUUCUAUCAGAUGCAAUUCUGUGGUGUCACCGCCGCGAUCAUCAUGGGGGCUGUUGCCGAGCGUGGACGUUUGCUCCCAGCCAUGGUCUUUGUGUUCGUCUGGGCCACAAUUGUUUACUGCCCUCUAGCCUGCUGGGUGUGGAAUGUAAAUGGUUGGGCAAUGAACUACGGCGUAUUGGACUAUGCCGGUGGUGGUCCGGUCGAGAUUGGAUCCGGUUUCUCCGCACUCGCCUAUUCGAUGGUUCUUGGCCGUCGCCAAGAGCGAAUGAUGUUAAACUUCCGCCCUCAUAACGUGUCCCUUAUCCUCCUUGGAACAGUUUUCCUAUGGUUUGGAUGGCUUGGAUUCAAUGGUGGUUCGGCCUUUGGAGCUAACCUUCGUGCCACUAUGGCGUGCUGGAACACCAACCUGACUGCAGCUUUUGCGGCAAUUAGCUGGGUCCUCCUUGACUGGCGUUUGGCGAGAAAGUGGUCUAUGGUUGGCUGGUGCUCUGGCACCAUCUCAGGUCUAGUUGCGGCUACCCCGGCAUCGGGCUUCAUAACCCCAUGGGCUAGUGUGAUUUUGGGCGUAGUUACUGGUAUUGUUUGCAACUAUUCCACUAAGGUGAAAUACUGGAUCCGUAUUGAUGACUCUAUGGAUGUGUUGGCUGAACACGGUAUCGCGGGUAUUGUCGGACUCAUUUUCAACGCACUUUUCGCCGACGAUGCGAUUGUCGGCCUGGAUGGAGUCAACACCGGGAGCGGAAUGGGAGGAUGGCUGAUCCACAACUACAAGCAACUCUACAUCCAAGUCGCCUUCAUUGUCGCCUCUUCUGCCUACGCUUUUGUUGUGUCCGCCAUUAUUGCCUAUGCCAUUAACGCAGUCCCCGGCUUGAAGCUGCGCGCUUCUGAGGAAGCUGAAUUGCUCGGUAUGGAUGACGACCAGCUUGGCGAAUUUGCCUACGACUAUGUUGAAGUCCGUCGUGACUACCUUGCGUGGACCCCUCAAAAACAUGACCAACUUGAAGACGGCCACCAUAUCCCCGCCGCUGCACGGUACGGCAUCGGUGAACACAGUGAAAUGAUGCUGGAUGGCCAUGCACCCAUUGGCAUCGACAGCCGUGGUUGCAGCGAAGGUGACUCUGGCAUCCAGGAAAUCAAGGUCGCCCCCGCGCCAGUCGCCGAACAACAUCCACCUCACGAGGGGCCAAUAACGCAUAGUGUCGAGGAAAAUGAGAAGACUCAAUAAUCGACCGGGGUCCUGAAUCAGUUCUAUUCUAUGAUUUUGUGUUAUCCAUGAUAUCCACCGUGCCUUUGUUUGUUUGUUUUGUUUUGGCUGAGCCAAAAUAAUCUCCAUUGUACCUGAUAUUUGUGUCUGGGAUUGGUAUGGAACAGGCGUUUGGGAUUGGUAUGAGCGUUAAUUCUGUAUAUAAUUAGAAGUUAUGAUGGAGGGAUCCUAUCGUUCUAGAUACCACGUGCAUAGAUUUGUAUGUUGAUUGAUCAAUCAAAUUACAUAUUGAAUUGAUGAAGCGAACUUGCUUCUGCGGCUCUUAAUUUCUUAACCCUAACCCUUAUCAUGCAUAAAGUGUUUACUCAGUUACUGUAGCACGACAUUUGAUCUGGAAGGAUUAGAAACCAUACGAGGAAAAUGCUUAGAAGAUAUUUGCAGUAUCUAGUGACGUCUGACA
Molecule: messenger RNA, 2691 nt
Organism: Aspergillus alliaceus
Lineage: Eukaryota; Fungi; Ascomycota; Eurotiomycetes; Eurotiales; Aspergillaceae
Product: ammonium transporter
Exons: 4
Coding region: 597-2252 (551 amino acids)
Biological process (GO): ammonium transmembrane transport
Cellular component (GO): plasma membrane
Molecular function (GO): ammonium channel activity
Source: RefSeq, a predicted model, not a curated record